GGCCACUCAAGAUGGCGCCGUCCGCGUUGCUGCGUCCCCUCUCCCUGCUGCUGGCCCCUGCCAGGCUCCCGAGCGGCUCUUCAGCGUGGUCAAAGUUCUACGUGCGAGAGCCGCUGAAUGCCAAACCUCACUGGCUGAAAGUUGGGUUGACCUUGGGCACCAGCGUCUUCUUGUGGGUCUGUCUCAUCAGACAACACAAUGAAGAUAUUUUAGAGUACAAAAGAAGAAAUGGGCUGGAAUAAACUUUUGAAAUACUAAUGCAGUGUGCUCCGUAUAGUGAUUUUAGCUGUUCCUCUGGAUUCACCAUCUAUUGAGUUGUAAAUGUGAGAGAAAAAGAUAUGUGAAUAUAUACCAAGUCAGCAUUUGUAUUUUGCAUCAUUAAAUAAAAAGAAAUAAAAA
Piliocolobus tephrosceles (Ugandan red Colobus) is the source of this 399-nucleotide messenger RNA. Its product is annotated as NADH dehydrogenase [ubiquinone] 1 subunit C1, mitochondrial-like. Lineage: Eukaryota; Metazoa; Chordata; Mammalia; Primates; Cercopithecidae. The record is from RefSeq and is a predicted model, not a curated record. The transcript has a single exon. Bases 12 to 242 code for a protein of 76 amino acids. Gene Ontology annotation, cellular component: respiratory chain complex I; mitochondrion.